GGUAAGCACAGGUAAUUGUGUGCUGUGUGUACACCUUUACACGACCGACCUCUCCCACAGGUGUGUCACAAUGGACACAGACACAGAUCCCAAGUUUUCGGAUGUCUGCGGUGAAAACAUAGACCUGUCUGAGAACCGGAAGCGAGCUAGAUGGCGCCACAAGUAUUCCGCCGGGCGGCUGUUUGUGUCUCGUCCCAUGCGAGAGGACGAGCAGCUGGACGUCUUAUUGGACGGGAGUGGUCACGUGGGAAUAGGCUUAAUCAAAUGUGACCCCGGUGAACUAAAACAUCUACGGGAGGAUGGUACCGGAAAUUGUAAACCGAAACUAGUGACCGACAUCCGGGUCCAUAGACGGGAGUGUUCAGUGAGCAUAAAACAGCGACAGGAGGUGAAAGCAACAAAAGUGGACAUCAAUUAUCUAGGUCAAAAGGUUGUGGUCAAGGUCAAUAAAGAUGAAAAGUUCUGGCUGACCUUUGAACUCAAGUUCGGCUCCGUUGUCGUUAAGUUCGGUAGCCCGGAUAUCUGCUUUCACCCAAACAGCGACAGGAACAUCCGGUUCCUGGACAAGGACCGCCGGUCAGCCAAACUAGACGUGGAGUAUCCCGCGGUCACCUGCUGCCUCUGGCGGAAGCUGCGCGUUAACGAGUACGUGACAUUCAGUGUACUUCCGCUUAAAGAUGGCGACAAGGAUCCCUCUACGUAUCACGUAGUACUAGGCGUGAGCCAAUUAGAUGCUACGCAACUGCGGUCACGUGACCCAGAGAGCUUCCGGUCGGAUUCACGUGUGCCGAUUCCCUAUCGAUGGAAAGUGAUUAAUCGUUUUGACAAAGACGUGUGUUACGGGGAAAUACGAGUGGGCCUCGGACCAAACGGGAAAAUCAGGGCAUUUCAUUCCGGGGGAUUCGAAACGGAAAUGGAUUUCGAUCCGGAAGUGAAGUGUUCACAAUAUCUUUUUGUUCUCAGUUUGUUUAGAACGGAAGUUCGGAUCAAGGACCUGGUAGUGGAGGAAACACAUUACGACUACGCUUUACAGUCCUUUCGGAAAGCCUCCACAAAAUCCAAGAGUGAAUCGUAUUACAUUGACAUUAUUGGGGACGAUGUUCCCAUUAAUUGUGACGAACAAAACGAACAAGAACUAAGGAGGGUAAAAAGCCGAAGUUACCCGAUGGCAUUACAACAAACAGGAAAUGACCAAAGAACUUCCUUGGACAUCCGUCCUCGGCAGCCGUCUGACAAUUAUUACGAUGACGUAGCUGUGGGGAUUCCCAAUGGGGAAUGCAUGGAUGACGCAGUUUACAAUGACGUCAUAAAUGACGUAAGUACUAACAGCGAAUCAAAGUUUGGCAGCAAUCAACAAUCAAUAAAAUCCGAACGCCAUUACGACGAAAUAGAUGUACAAAGUAUUAGUCCUAAAUCAGCGAAGAAGACAAACAAAUCUCCCCUUAUACUGAGAAAACCCGUCUCCAAGCUGAUGGAUAAAGUGGCAGGGAUCAAGAAUGUGUUUGUAAAACGAGCUGAGCACCCCUAUGACGAAGUGGGCGACCCCGCCCCCGCUCACGGCUUGGUUACUAACCUUAGGUCAGUCCCCUGUGGAGGAAGUGACGUUGUGGAGGAUACUUACUGGGAAGUGAAGGAAAUCACGCGGGUAGAGGAAGAGAAAGAACCACACCCAGUGAUCGUUAAAUCUGAAUCAGAAGACUCGGCUGCCGACUGUAACUAUCUCUCAGAAAACAACAAACCGAAGAAUAACAAAGACACAAGGUCUGAUGUGAACGAGUCACUUCAGACACUAAAGAUUAGCGAGAAUCCCACCGACAACAAAACUCUCGGCUCAAAAGACAACCAGACAGACAGAAGCAUUAGAAAUGCCGGGAUGAGUCGUGAGAUAGCUUCCGAUGAGGAAUCAUCCGGGAAUUCUGUGAACGUGAAGUUGUUAAUUCAGAAAUUCGGCGGAAAUGAGCAGGCGCAAACCUGCGCUGUGAGACAGAAAAAUCUCCGAACACCGCUGCUUCACACAAGCCCUUCAGCUCCAGUUCUCGCCAACAGAUCAAAUUCAGACGAGAGUCUCGCACAUUCUCGAAGUCAAGCAACGCUAUAUAACGAAAACGAUCCCGCGGCAGAAACCAACAAGAAAUCCGCCCUGCUGAGUGACACGUUUGACUCUAUAAACGUUCUGCUAAACAUUGGGAAAGGAAAGAAACGGAAAGAUAAAAAACAAACAAAAAGUUAGUUCGAAAACAAUGUAGAUCACCAUAUAUCCAACUUUUUCUACCUUUUGUGCCAUUUCAAUGCAAUACAUGUCUCUUUGUGCAUACGAGAGAGAGAGAGAGAGAGAGAGAGAGAGAGAGAAAGAGAAAGAGAGAGAGAGCAAUGAAUUCU
Magallana angulata is the source of this 2379-nucleotide messenger RNA. RefSeq lists its product as uncharacterized. The transcript has 3 exons. Lineage: Eukaryota; Metazoa; Mollusca; Bivalvia; Ostreida; Ostreidae. The record is from RefSeq and is a predicted model, not a curated record. The coding region runs from base 71 to 2230 and encodes 719 amino acids.